Molecule: messenger RNA, 1547 nt
Organism: Effrenium voratum
Lineage: Eukaryota; Dinophyceae; Suessiales; Symbiodiniaceae
Source: the annotation of a GenBank genome assembly
GGCUCAAGGCAGAGUCUUAGAGGGCCGCUCUUUCUUUUUCCUCUGGCAUUCGGCGACUGUCCGUUGCCCCAGCGAGCAUUUGAUGGAUCGCACAGCGUCUGCAGAGUCAACGGGGAGCACGUCCAGUCCCUUUGCCGGCGGCACCAUGGGCGUCAAGGUAGUUGCCAGCACAUGGUCCCGUGACUCUCACGACCUUUUUGACUUCGAAGCUAGCCAGCUGCAGACGAAGACUUUCACUGUCCCCAAUUCGGCCAAGUUUAUUCGCUCUGGUACAGACGUCCAAAUGCUUACUGACAACGAGAAUCCACCACCAGGCGGCGAACCAAUGCUUCGCCUGGUGCAGCGCGAGGGCUGCUACUGGGUGGACAAGGCGACGCCUGCGAGUAGCUCCAAGAAGCUUUGGGUGGUCGUCCGCGACCUCGCCACCUCUGGGCAUAAGCUGUCUGAAGGUGAUGUCAUCAAGCUUGGACGCUUCAAGUUCAAGGUGCGCCAGAUGGUAGCUUCUGAGACUUCGACCCAGCAGCCAGAGCUGCAUUUGGAUGAUACAGCAGGCUUCACAUGUGACAUAGAGACUGACCAUGAGACCCGCCUGGCCAAAACGUCAUGCCGGAUUUGCCUGUUGGAGGGCUCCUCUGACGACGACCCGUUGAUCAGGCCCUGCCAGUGCAAGGGCUCCAUUGAGUACGUGCACCUGGGCUGCUUGCGCCACUGGGUCAGAGGUCGCCUCAACAUUGCCGACACUCCAGAAGGUUCAUACUUCUACCGGCCACUGCCUUGUGAACUGUGCAAGGCCGCCUAUCCGGCGUCAGUGACAAACGGUCAGCAGAAGAUGCCUCUUGUGGAGGUCCCUAAGACGAUGCCGCCGUACAUUGUACUCGAGAACAUGAUGCGUGACGCGCAACAGCACAGCAGCCGUGGACUACAUGUCGUUUCCCUCGCAGAAAACAAGCUGCUGAAGCUGGGCAGAGGCCAUGAAAGCGAUGUGCGCAUCGCCGACGUGUCCAUCUCCCGUUGUCACGCCACAAUUCGCUAUCAGAAAGGAAGUUUCGUCCUUGAGGAUCAUCGCUCCAAAUUCGGUACAUUGGUUGCCAUGAAGAAACCACGGCCCCUGGAUCAUGGCAGCGCGAUUUCAAUUCAAGUUGGGCGCACCGUGUUGUCCCUCUCCCUACAGUCGGAACCUGCUGGGCCUGUCAACAGUCCGGCGACCACUGAAGGGGAGAUCCCAAUGCAACAACUCUAGAUCCUGUUCAGACGGCCAGCUCACGGUCCAAAAUGCUGUCUGAGCUGGUGCAAUGGCCAGCAUUUCAUUCCAUCUUAGAACGCCUUUCUCUUAGUUCGCAUGCCGGUACAGCAUGAGCAUGCACGCUGGUGUAGAAUACAGUACAUGAAAGUUGCAUGUAGGCGCAGGGCGCAUUUGCAUGCUGGAAGUGUGCUGCAUGGUGCUGAGGUGUCAAACACGCUUGACACCGGCAUGCUGAGAAGCAAGUAUGGCAAUGCCAUGUGCAAUCUGUGAGAAGUGAAUAUCAAUACUGGCCCCCUUCCAGACA